Molecule: messenger RNA, 1458 nt
Organism: Fusarium vanettenii 77-13-4
Lineage: Eukaryota; Fungi; Ascomycota; Sordariomycetes; Hypocreales; Nectriaceae
Exons: 2
Coding region: 1-1458 (485 amino acids)
Source: RefSeq, a predicted model, not a curated record
AUGGACGGCUUUCCAGAAUCUCGACGUCAACACUCGCCGGCCUCAUCUGCUAGCCCACAGAUCGAGAGGAGCAAGCUCAGCGAAGCACCAGCUGAGGGAUAUGAAUUCAAUGCUACUCAGCCACCCGCCCCGGACGUGGCCCAGUACGCAACAUCUCCCAGCCCGCCUUCCAUGAUAGACUAUGCUUCCACUGGUGCUCUAAAUACAAACUCAGCCUCCACCGGGUCCGCCGUUACGCAACUCACGCCCAACGACGACACAUCCACAGGCAAGAGCUACACUAGAGAGAGAGUACCAAGGGAACCCAAACAUCACAAGAACAAGGCAGCACAUCGACUCAGUGCUUUGUCUUCCUCUGGGUCAGAGCCACACUCGGUCGGUCACGAUGGAGGUUUCGUGUCUGCCAGCCAGGAACUCAGUUAUUUUAAGAGCAAGUCCAGGAGCCCCCAAGCACCAAUGCUAGAGUAUCCAUCGCCCGGUAUUUCUGCUCCCAACGAACCGUACUCCCAAGAACAACCAUACUCGCAAGAAGCAUCCUACCCCCCGGAGCCGCCAUACUCUCAGCCUCCUGUCAACCCUGGCUGGGGACCAAACUACUCUGGUCCAGCCUAUCCCCCCUAUCCAUAUCCACCACCCCCUGGACAGCAGCCUGGGCUACGUCCCCUCAGCCAGCAAUACCCGUCUGGUUACGGUUACCUAGACCCCAAGGCCACUACACUGAGCACCGCAUUUGCCAACCGUUCUUCAUUUCACGAGUCACAGUAUCCAGACGCUCAAGACAUGAUGGCUGGAAACCGGAAUGGUCCUGGAGGGAAUAUCGAUAUUCCUUUUGCUGAUCUGACUGGAUAUGCGCGCAUAGCAUCAGCAAUAACAGGCCAGGUAUUGCCUGGCGUUCGACCUUUAUAUCGGCGAUUCGAGUGGCUGCACCACCGUCUUCUCCUGUCUUACCAAGACCAACUCGUCGAGCUGGAAGAUGAGUUGAUAGACCUGGAUGCAGUCAGCACAGUUACACGGAGGAGGGAGCAAGGCAGACGAGAUCUGCCUUGCUCUGAGAGAGAGGAAAGGACGGAAGAUUCUCCUUACAAGCGGGACAAAACUCGAACGAUGAGAGAUAUUGGCCACGUCCUUGACGCAUACACUCAGCGAAACCUCAUCGUUCAGCCUGAAACCGAGUUCCUGCGUGCUGCCGAUCUCGUUUGUGUGGCUCGAGAGCCUCCCGCGGAUGCGCCACGCGCUGCCGAUGACAACGCCGAGGCGGGGGGCGAUGAAGCAGCCCCCCAGCCCGAGGUUCCUCUACGGGCUCUCAUAAACGGCUUCUCGGCAGGUUUUGCUUGUUUGGCUGUGUCGCUGGUGGCUCUUCCAGACCUCACCAGUCGGCUGAUCGUGGUACUGUGUUUUGUUGUGCUGGCCGCUGUUGUCAUGAUGGCGACCGGGAACGCCAGGCAUUUAAGGGGCUGA